UGGCUCUGUGGUAGAAGUCCUGACCCAGCCUUCCAAGUCAUAUUCCUGGCAUGCUUCCCAGAAAACUGGGCAACAUGGGUAAGAGAAAGAUAAGCGUGUGUCAACAAACUUGGGCUUUAUUACAUAAGAACAUUCUUAAAAAGUGGAGAAUGAAAAGAGAGCCACUAAUGGAAUGGAUGAAUGCGUUGCUUCUCCUACUUUGUUUGUACUUCUAUCCUAUUGGUCAUCAAGUUGAAGACUUUUCUUUAUGGCCUCCUGUGAACCUCGGAAGGGUAGAUUCAUUUAAUGAAUCCAAAUUUGCAAUUGAAUACAUGCCUGUCACCAAUGUAACCCAACAGAUAAUGAGCAAAGUAGCUACCACCUCCUUCAUGACAGGUAAAGAAGUCAUGGSACUAUCAGAUGAAGAAAGCAUUAAAGAAUUGAAAGCAGAUUAUCAUGAGGAAAUAGUAAGAGUCAUCUUUACAAACACAUACUCAUAUCAUCUGAAAUUCUUGUUGAGACAAAGAAUCCCGAUCAGUAAGGAACACAGGGACCAUACAGCUCAUUGUUUUGAAGAAGAUGAAGAUGUUGACUGUUACAUCUCAAUAUUCUGGAAGGAAGGUUUUGUGGCUCUUCAAGCUGCCAUUAAUGCUGCUAUUAUAGAAUUGACAACAAAUCAUUCAGUCAUGGAGGAACUUAUGUCAGUUACCGGAAGAUACAUGAAGAUACAGCCCUUUAUUAGUCAAGGAGGAACCACAACUGAUUUUUUCAUUUUCUUCUGCAUCAUCUCCUUUUCCCCAUUCAUUUACUAUGCAUCCAUCAAUGUCACGAGGGAGAGGAAAMCGAUGAAGGCCUUGAUGACCAUGAUGGACCCGCAGGAUUCAACGUUCUGGCUCUCCUGGGGUUUGCUCUAUGCCAGCUUCAUCUUCAUUAUGGCCCUUUUCUUGGCACUUAUUAUAAAAUCUACCCAGUUUUUUAUUCUGACCAACUUCCUGGUAGUUUUCACCCUCUUUCUCCUUUAUGGAUUGUCACUGAUUGCUUUGGCUUUCCUGAUGAGCAUCGUGGUGAAGAAGUCUUUCCUCACUAGCCUAGUGGUAUUCCUCCUUACUGUCUUCUGGGGGAGCCUUGGAUUCACAGCGUUGUACAGAUAUCUCCCARUGUCUUUGGAGUGGAUUUUCAGUUUUCUUAGCCCGUUUGCUUUCACCCUUGGAAUGUCCCAGCUUUUACACUUGGAUUAUGAUGUAAAUUCUAAUGCAUUUCUUGAUGCACCKGUCGGCUCCAAUCUAAUUAUAGCAACACAUUUCAUGUUGGCCUUUGACACUUUCCUCUAUCUGGCACUCAUGAUGUACUUUGAAAAAAUUUUGCCAAAUGAAUUUGGACAUCAACAUUCACCCUUGUUUUUCCUGAAGUCCUCGUUUUGGUCACGGCAACAAAAGGCUGAUCAUGUGAUCCUUGAAGAUAAAAUAGAUUCCAGUCCUUCAUCUAAUGACUCUUGUGAACCAGUGUCUCCAGAAUUCCAUGGGAAAGAAGCCAUCAGAAUCAGAAAUAUUACAAAAGAAUAUAAAGGAAAACCUGAUAAAAUAGAAGCUUUGAAGGACCUGGUAUUGGACAUUUAUGAAGGCCAAAUCACUGCAAUCCUUGGUCACAGUGGAGCUGGAAAAUCAACACUGUUAAAUAUUCUUAGUGGGUUGUCUGUUCCCACCAAAGGUUCUGUCACCAUCUACAAUAAUAAACUUUCAGAAAUGGAUGACCUAGAAAACAUCAUCAAGAUCACUGGAAUUUGUCCACAAUCCAAUGUGCAGUUUGACUUCCUUACUGUGAAAGAAAACCUUAGGCUAUUUGCUAAAAUAAGAGGGAUUCUGCCACAAGAAGUGGAGCAAGAGAUACAAAGAGUUUUACUGGAAUUGGAAAUACAAAAUAUUCAGAAUGUCCUGGCUCAAAACUUAAGUGGUGGACAGAAAAGAAAACUAACCUUUGGGAUUGCCAUUUUAGGASAUCCUCAGGUUUUCCUAUUAGAUGAACCCAGUGCUGGAAUGGAUCCUUUCUCAAGACACAGAAUUUGGAACCUCCUGAAAGAGCGUAGAAGAGACCAUGUGAUCCUUUUUACUACUCAGUUCAUGGAUGAGGCUGACCUCCUGGCAGAUAGGAAAGUGUUUCUCUCCAAAGGGAAACUGAAGUGUGCGGGUUCUUCAUUGUUUCUGAAGAAAAAGUGGGGGAUCGGUUAUCACCUAAGUUUGCAGUUGAAUGAACUAUGUACUCAGGAAAAGAUAACAUCCCUUGUUAAACAGCACAUCCCUGAUGCCAAAUUAGCAGCAGAAAGUGAAGGAAAGCUUGUCUAUACACUACCCUUAGAAACAACCCAUAGUUUUCCAGAACUUUACACAGAUCUUGAUAGCAAUCCUGGCCUAGGAAUUGAGAAUUAUGGUGUUUCCAUGACAACUUUGAAUGAAGUGUUCCUGAAGCUAGAAGGGAAAUCAGCGCUUGAUGUAUCAGGUAUCAACAUUCUAGGAGAAGCACAAGGGGAAAGAGCUGGGGACACAGAAAGACUUGUUGAGAUGGAACAAAUUCUCUCCUCACUUAUGGAGAUGAGAAAGACAGUAGAAGGCRUGGCUCUCUGGGGUCGACAGAUCUGUGCAAUUGCAAAGGUUCRUUUGCUAAAGUUGAAGCAUGAAAGAAAAGCUCUUCUAUCACUGUUGUUGAUUCUGGUGGUUGGAUUUUUCCCUCUUUUUUUGGAGUAUAUCUUGGUGAAAGUUCAUCAAAACAGUUACACUUUGGAACUGUCUCCUCAUCUGUACUUCCUGGCUCCUGGACAACAGCCACAGGACCCUCUCACUCGAUUAUUGAUCAUCAAUAACACAGGGGAGAGCAUUGAUGAGUUUGUCCAUGCCGUGGAGUGCCAGAGCAUAGCUGUGGAAGUAGAUGCAGCUGGAACUAGAAAUGGUAUAGAUGACCCUUCUUAUAAUGGAGCCAUAAUAGUAUUUCGUAAUGAAAAGAAAUAUGACUUUUUAUUUUCGUGCAAUACCAAAAGACUGAAUUGCUUCCCGGUUCUCAUGGAUAUUAUUAGUAACGGGCUACGUGGAACGCUUACACCAUCGGCACAUAUUCAAACUGAGUGGAGCACAGUUUUGAGGAGAAUAUGGGAUAAUCCAUUUGAAAUCCUGGGAUACACCUUAUUCUGGCUGGUUUUGGCAUCCAGCUGCCCUCCUUACAUAGCCAUGGGCAGCAUUGAUGAUUACAAGAACAGCGUGAGGUCGCUGCUGCGGAUUUCGGGCCUCUUUCCUUCUGCCUACUGGCUCGGGCAGGUGCUGGUGGACUGGCCGCUGUACUGCCUGUUUUUCCCUUUUAUGUAUUUAAUGGAUUACGUCUUGAACUCCCAAGAGACUGUAUUUACGCUUGUGAAUUAUUUCAUUCAAAGGCUGUGUGCUAUUGGGUAUGCCAUGUCCCUUAUCUUCUUGACAUAUGUGAUUUCAUUCACCUUUCGCAAGGGGAAAAAAAAUAGUGGUAUUUGGUCAUUUUGCUUCUAUGUUGUAGGUAUAAGUAUGUUUCUUGUGAACACUUAUAUAUUUAGCCUAUGA
Messenger RNA from Urocitellus parryii (Arctic ground squirrel), 3554 nucleotides. Lineage: Eukaryota; Metazoa; Chordata; Mammalia; Rodentia; Sciuridae. The record is from RefSeq and is a predicted model, not a curated record.